Messenger RNA from Danio aesculapii, 5530 nucleotides. It is a transcript of the gene phaf1, whose product is annotated as phagosome assembly factor 1. The record is from RefSeq and is a predicted model, not a curated record. NCBI's taxonomy places the organism in Eukaryota, Metazoa, Chordata, Actinopteri, Cypriniformes, Danionidae. Gene Ontology annotation, biological process: Golgi to plasma membrane protein transport. Bases 908 to 2185 code for a protein of 425 amino acids. The transcript has 16 exons. Gene Ontology annotation, cellular component: synaptic vesicle membrane; trans-Golgi network; dendrite.
UUUUGGAUGGAAGUUGUUUUUGGCACGGAGGGGCUCUUUCUUUAUCAUCUUAAGCAAAUCUUAUUCGUCGGAGACACCAGGAAUUAAAGCUGCAUGUAAGAGCACGCCAUCUCAAACUAACGAAACGACGGGACCCGGAGAAAUCCGCGAUAUUAUGAACAGAUGAUGCUUUUAAGUGCUGAUCUGUUUGCUUGCUGUUGAAUCAUCGGAAAGAAAGAAAACAACGUCAGGCGAGGCUCGUGAGAGUCACUGAUAGUCCGAUGUGUUUGUGUGUUGACUCAUCUUGACCCGCUUUGUCACAAAUAGUUUAAGCAUUUAUGAUCUAAUUAGUUUUAGACGACAUGUUUUGUUCGUUUGGUGGAAUAAAUAGUUGCUUAUUUGUUUUAUGUAACUGAGGAGUAAGUCAAAGGUCAGGUUAGAGUGUUUGUUUUUUCUUUAUUUUUAUUUUUUAUGCAUAAAUCAGUUUUAAAAUACUACAAUUGACUAUACAUUAUUAAUUCUCAUGGACGUUGAUGAAAGAGCAGCAACCUGUAACCGUUUACUCCCCCUGUCAUCAGCUCGUUGUGACUGACACACUGUUUACUCGUUUUAUUUAUUAAACGUUGUCAUAUUUGAGUGUGCUUUUAAGUGUGUAUCCGUUAUUCGUUUAAUCGUGUUAUUUAUAAGCAUGGUGACAGUAGAACGCGUUGAUAGCUGGAUUGCAUCACUUGUGUUUUGACAUAUCUGACGUCACUGGUGUUCUGUGUCACUCAAACUGUGCUUAAAGUGUGUUUGCAAACCUACUACUUCGCUAUAAUCGGACUGAUUUGGUGAUUUAACGGUGGAUUACUCAAGAGCUUUCGAGAGGGAACAUUCAGAUCUGGCACAGUCAGAGCUCCUCGUUGAUAUCCCCAUUUUUUCCCCGCCAAUGCUGGAUCUGGAGGUCGUUCCUGAGCGAUCUUUGGGAAAUGAACAAUGGGAAUUCGCAUUAGGGAUGCCAUUGGCCCAGGCCAUUUCUAUAUUACAGAAACACUGCCGAAUCAUCAAAAAUGUCCAGGUGCUCUACAGCGAACAAAUGCCACUCAGCCACGACCUCAUUCUCAACUUGACUCAGGAUGGAAUUAAACUGCUGUUUGAUGCCUGCAAUCAGAGACUGAAAGUAAUUGAAGUGUACGAUUUGAGCAAAGUAAAACUGAAAUACUGUGGAGUGCAUUUUAACUCUCAGGCAAUAGCACCUACUAUUGAGCAGAUUGAUCAGUCCUUUGGCGCUACUCAUCCAGGAGUCUACAAUGCUGCCGAGCAGCUCUUCCAUCUGAACUUCAGAGGGCUUUCCUUCUCCUUCCAGCUGGACUCCUGGAGUGAAGCUCCAAAAUAUGAGCCUAACUUUGCCCAUGGCUUGGCCUCCCUGCAGAUUCCCCAUGGGGCCACUGUCAAACGGAUGUACAUCUAUUCUGGAAACAACCUUCAAGAAACCAAGGCUCCAGCGAUGCCUCUGGCCUGUUUUCUUGGUAAUGUGUAUGCAGAGUGUGUGGAGGUGCUGAGAGAUGGAGCAGGACCGCUGGGUCUCAAACUUCGUCUCCUCACCGCAGGAUGCGGCCCAGGAGUGCUGGCUGAUACAAAAGUGCGAGCCGUUGAGAGAAGCAUCUACUUUGGAGAUUCCUGUCAGGAUGUUUUGAGUGCUCUUGGCUCCCCACAUAAGGUCUUCUACAAAUCAGAGGAUAAGAUGAAGAUCCACUCACCUUCCCCUCACAAGCAAGUCCCGUCCAAAUGUAACGACUACUUCUUUAACUAUUAUAUACUGGGAGUGGAUAUACUGUUUGAUUCUACAACCCACCUGGUCAAAAAAUUUGUCCUUCACACCAACUUCCCUGGCCAUUACAACUUCAACAUAUAUCAUCGCUGUGAUUUCAAGAUUCCUCUCAUCAUUAAAAAAGAUGGAGCGGAUGCUCACAGCGAGGACUGCAUUCUGACCACCUACAGCAAAUGGGAUCAGAUUCAGGAGCUGCUGGGACACCCCAUGGAAAAACCAGUUGUGCUACACAGGUCAUCUUCUGCAAACAACACCAACCCUUUUGGUUCCACGUUUUGUUUUGGACUGCAGAGAAUGAUAUUUGAGGUCAUGCAGAACAACCACAUAGCUUCAGUGACUCUCUACGGAGCACCACGUCCAAGUAGUCUGGCCCGCGUCGAGCCGAGCACCCACUGAGGAAGCCGCCAUGCCCACGGUGCCCAUCCAGCCCUGCAGAGCCUCUGAACUGACCAGUAGAGUGUGCCUCCACUCACUGCUGCCAUCACACAAGCUAAAGCAAGACAUGCUGGGAGUUUCUCGGGAGUUGUACCCAUCAUCCCUUCACUUCAUAAUAAUUGCGUCUCCUCGAUAACAACAUGGAGGCUUCAUUCAGCCUGCUAAACUUCAUGCUUACCCCAGACAUGCAUCAGCGUCAGCAUCGUUCUAGUACUUGUGGAUGCGCAGUGAUCAUUUUACACACAAGCAUAUUGUGUUUUCUUUUCUUUUAUUGCCUAACCUUCUAAAUUUCCAUACCAGACACACCAAAGGGCAAACACCGAAGCGAGUUGUCCGCUGCACGCUAAACACUUUAACAAAAAGCGCACAUGCGUUCAACUUCGUUUGCUUUGCGAUGCGCAGAGGACGAACGUGGACAAACUUCGGCCGCAUAAAUUCAGUGUUUCAUAUGCAUUUACGUAAGGUUACAAGCACAAGCUAGCACGGUGUGGAUCCAGUGCUUUGAAAAAACAUGGCACAUUAGCAGGCUCACACACACACACACAUACAAAAAGAUUCAUAAGCUCCUUUCAUAUCAAGUCAGAAAAAAAUUACCUCCCAUUUCAAUACUUUAUAUCCGCUUCUGUUGAUGUUUUGUUGCUCAUGAGCGCAUUAGUUUUGAACAUUUGCACUAAAAUACACCUAAUUUACUUGAUAAUUGUCUCCUGUCCACUGAGGAACGCUUUAAUUGCGAGUCUCGGAGAGAGAGAAAGGACGACGGGGGAGGGAACGACAACGAAGACGUGCAAUCUGGAUUUCAAAGCUAGUCGCAAAGCGGACUGGAGAGAAAAGCCAUCCACCCAUUGCUGUUUCUUCCUUCAUUGCCGUCAGUUGUUUGCUUUUUUUUCGUCCACGGUAGAAAAGACGUGAAGUUCUUUUACCUUAUUCAGUAUCUUAAAAGUCUUAACUGCAGAACUGUCUUCUGUUUGCCUGAUUGCCAAAACAUUAGCCAAAGAAGAAACAAUUUCGCUCCUUGUCAUUUUAAAUAAGAACAUUCCCUUUUUAAUUGACCCACACAGUCCCUGAAUUCUUUUAGCAUAGUAACUCCAUUGAUUUGAACCAUUUUAAAAUCUUUUAUCCUCUUGCUUUCUAGCAUAGUUGUUUCCGUAGCAAGUAGAUGCGAUGCAUUCUGUACAGAUCUGUAAAUAGCGUGCACAGUUUUCAUUGUUUCGUCUGGCUGACGUCUGGAUAUCCCUGACAUACUGAGAGUUUCUGGUUUUCUUUUCUCCGCCACUGUUGUUCUGGAUGGAGUAGCCUGCAUUUGACCACUUUCAGGAGGGUUUGACAAGAGUAAAUGGUUUGUUCACCUCUAACUACCGUUCAUUGCUGUGACACGUAGCCGCACAUGUGAAGUCAUUCCCACCUCCCGUCAGGCCUCUGCAGUGUGCGCUUCAGGCUAAUUCUGGCAUUUUUAGCUCUCCCUAGUGUUAACUUUUCAUCAACUGCUCUGGAAGGCUGUCAGCCUUGUUUUAAUUCAAUUUUAGCCGUUAGCUUUUGGUCAUUUGCAAGGAAGAUGCUAAUUUAACAUUGUGCCUCAUCUCCCACCGAGCCUGUCUUGACUUUUAUCUCUGUAAAUUAAAUGGUUUGAACUGCUUUGUGUAUGUCUGAGCAUGUAAAGCUAAAUUGAUUAGUCAUUGUCCUUUUGUUCUGGAAGAACGUACCUGAAUAUUAGAGGAUUUAGGGAGAAAUGGACAUGUUGGGUCUUGAAUUUGUCACUGAGGGCUGUGUUCAGUGGUUUUAAAUUGAAUAAUAAACUCAACAAACCAAGGUGGCCCUUCCUGAUCUGAAGUUCGUAUAGUGGUUGUUCUGUUUCUAUUGAAAUACAAUUAGCGUAUAGCGUAAAACCUCUUUUAAAUGGUUUUGUUAUCCUUAAAUUAAUAAUUUUGUCAUGAUUUUCUAACCCUCAAGUCUUUACAACUCAUGUGCAGAUACUUUUAAUCACAUUUAAGAUAUUUCAGUUCCUUUAUUGAAAGUCUAUUCAUCCAAAUCUUGUUCAUAACAGAUAACACAAUAUGAAUCCAUAUGAAUUGAGUGAUUUAACCCCAAAUUAUGGAAUUAUAUGGUUAACAGAUUUAAUCUUUUAUUGAUCAGCGAACAAUGCCUACCGCAUUACAAUUUGGUCAAAGAAUCUCAACCAAUGAGGUUUAUUCUUGCAUGUCACGUGGGCAUGAUUGAGUUACAGCAUGAACCAAUGAGGUUUGCAAGUAUGGUUGAGCUUUUUAUGUUCACGCACAAUGUUUAUAUGUAAAUAAAAGCCUAAAUUAAAUCUGGCCAUCGCCUAAAGCAAUUGUUUUCUGAAGGCUCAGAAAUAGCACACUUGCUACAUAUGGAUUGCAUAUUUUGGAGAGUAUGUUUUCAGUAAGCAGACUUUCAAUGGAGGGAUUAAAAAUAUCUUUUGUGUUUUGAAGUUCUUAUAGGUUUGGAUUGACAUAUGAUUGAGUAAAUGACAAAAAUGUUCAUUUUGAGAUGAACUAACUCUUUAAUCAGUUUAAAUAUGGUUAGAUCUUAAAUUAGAGCCUUCAUUGUCCAUCAGGAACAACACAACCACUGUUUCAGUGUCAUUUUGGGAGUGUGGUGUGAUUGCCUGCCCAAUCUCAGGUGGAUGUUUUUUGUGCCAGGAGCAAGCGAAUGCUUUUCAUCAAAUGGGUUUUGGCUGUAUUGUUUUGUCUUCAGAUUUUAUCCUAUUUUUGCAUCGGAAUGAGUGAAUGAAUGAUUGUCCUGAGGAUUGUACUUAGAAAUGGACAACCUCCAUACAGUGUAAUGCGCAUAUUAAUGCUAUGUAUUGUAUUCCUCUAUAUUGUAUCUUCUUCUUCCCCAUCCUCCAAAGUGAUUAUUUUUUGUGGAUUCAGUACAUUAAACCCGUUUCUGGAAAUGGGACUUAUCCUCGAUUAAAAAAAAAACAAAGUGUGUAUCUAAAUCGAUUUCAAUGUGGUGUUUUAUAUCUCAGAUAUUUUUACUUCUGUAGAUUUAAGAAACAUGUAUACAGAAAAUCAAUUUCAGGCAUUUUUGUUCUUUGUUUCUUUUUGUUUUGUUUUUAAAGCAAUAAUCAUUGCGUUGUUGGAUUAUAAAUGGUCUGAUAUAUGUUUGUCAGAAGUUUUGAACGGUGUGACCAUUGGAUUUUAGUUUCCACAUUGAAUCUACUGAAAGCAUUAUCAGUUUUUUUUUAAACUGCUAAUUUUGCAUUUUGUUCAUUAAAACUGUUACAGUGUGUUCAACAAAAAUAUUUAAGGAAUGGAUGUAAUAAAUAUGGGGGAAAGAAUGAAGGCA